Messenger RNA from Chrysoperla carnea, 1580 nucleotides. RefSeq names its product senecionine N-oxygenase-like. The coding region runs from base 193 to 1491 and encodes 432 amino acids. The record is from RefSeq and is a predicted model, not a curated record. Lineage: Eukaryota; Metazoa; Arthropoda; Insecta; Neuroptera; Chrysopidae. Gene Ontology annotation, molecular function: N,N-dimethylaniline monooxygenase activity; NADP binding; flavin adenine dinucleotide binding. The transcript is spliced from 4 exons.
UUGAAUACAACAAACACGCAAUACGCAACAAUUAUCUUUUAACUCUAAACUCUAGUGUGAUAUUUUUAAAGUGAAAACCCACAUUUUAAAAAAAUAAUUUAUUUGUUUAUAUUAAACAGUUUUUACUGUACAGUAAAACUAGUUAAUUUUCUUUUUAUUGUUAAAAAUAAUUUAUAAAUCAACCAAAACAAAAUGCAUGUGGCAAUAAUUGGUGCUGGAGCCUCUGGUUUAUGCUCUGCUCGUCACGCUUUGGCCAGCAAUUUAAAAGUUACACUAUUCGAACAAGCCGCCGAAUUAGGUGGUACUUGGGUGUAUACGGAUAAUGUGGGAACCGAUGAAUAUGGAAUGCCGGUACAUACUAGCAUGUAUAAAGGAUUAAGAACAAAUUUACCAAAAGAAAUGAUGGGUUUCCCAGAUUUUCCAGUACCUGAAGAUCAAUGUUCUUAUGUCCCACAAAAGAAAAUUCUUAAUUUCCUCGAUUUAUACGCACAGCAUUUCGGCGUCAAAGAACAUAUCAAAUAUUUCCAACAUGUAAAAACGGUUCGCACCCUCGAAGAUAAAUGGGAAAUUGUCUCAAUGGAUGUGCGCACAAAAAUCGAAGCCAGUUACACAUUCGAUGCUGUGAUGGUAUGCAAUGGACAUUACAAUACACCAAAUAUUCCAAAUCUGAAAGGUAUCAAAAACUUCAAAGGACUUCAGGAACAUAGUCAUAACUAUCGAGAUCCAAAUGUGUUCGAGAAUAAAACUGUACUUGUAAUUGGUGCUGGUCCAUCGGGUUUAGAUUUAGCAAUACAAAUUUCACAAAAGGCUGAUAAAGUUUAUCUAAGUCAUCAUAUCCAGGAUAGUAUGACAACGGUAUUCCCAGAAAAAAUUGUUCAAGUUCCUGAUGUGGCUCUAGUCCAUGAAAAUGAAGUGGAAUUCUCUGAUAAAAGUGUACAUCAUGUUGAUAUCAUCUUCUAUUGCACCGGUUACAAUUACAGUUUCCCAUUCCUAAGCGAAGAAUGUGGUAUCACCGUAGAUGAUAACUACAUCAAACCACUUUACAAACACAUCGUCAACAUAAAUUAUCCAACAAUGGGUUUCGUGGGUAUUCCAUUCUACGUAUGUACCUUCCACAUGUUUGAUUUACAAGCACGUUUCUUCAUUGCCACCCUGAAUGGUACUCUUCAAUUACCAAACAAAGAAGACAUGCAAAAAGAUACCGAUGAAGAAAUGGCCGCACGUUGGGCACGUGGCUAUACUAAACGACAAGCUCAUUUAAUGGGCCCAGCACAAGAGAAAUACUAUGCAGAUCUUGCAUCAAUGGCGAAUUUAAAACCAAUUCCACCGGUAAUGAUCAAACUCCAUAAAGAGAGUAUGCGAAGGUUAAUGGAGGACUUCUUAAAUUAUCGUAAUGAUGUAUAUCGUAUUGUCGAUGAAAAUAAUUUCGUACGACUUGAUAGUGCAAUGGGUAGUACGUGUCAAUGUCGAUGUCAGGCCCUCGUAGCUUAAUAAAUGUUUUCAUUGCCUUUUUGUGUUGCUAUUUCCUCCGUCUCUUGUAAAUUUUCUUUAAUGAAAAUGAAUAGCUCAUAUAGGUAAUG